AUGGGCACAAUGGGUGACGAGGAGACUUCUAUCAGUGUGGAAGAAAACAUGCGAAUGAAGGGGUGGAAUCAGCUGAAGACCAUCGCUUUUAUAGAUUUUCCAGGGACUGCAAGCGAUCCCCGUGUUUUCCCACGGGAAAUAAGGAACACGGCCGAGUUGGUUCUGGUAGAAAAUGCGGAUGAUCCUGUUCAUGGUAAGUGUCCAUCAGGGAGAGCCGGUCUAUGA
Molecule: messenger RNA, 225 nt
Organism: Dibothriocephalus latus
Lineage: Eukaryota; Metazoa; Platyhelminthes; Cestoda; Diphyllobothriidea; Diphyllobothriidae
Source: the annotation of a GenBank genome assembly